This is a messenger RNA of Pseudoliparis swirei, 4062 nucleotides long. It is a transcript of the gene wscd2, whose product is annotated as WSC domain containing 2. The record is from RefSeq and is a predicted model, not a curated record. Bases 988 to 2694 code for a protein of 568 amino acids. Lineage: Eukaryota; Metazoa; Chordata; Actinopteri; Perciformes; Liparidae. The transcript is spliced from 9 exons.
CGCUGCUCCUCCGCGCCGUCAGACAGCCUCUCUCCACAUCGGACAGUCGACACAGAAGACAGGUCGGCCCUCCGCCUGCAUCAAUCACAUUUUAACGCGGACCAGCUGUCCGCGGCGAGUGAACCGGGAAGUGGACCAUCUCCUCGGGGCUGAUGUGGACCGCUUUUCCUCCAUGGCCAUCUGCGUCGCUCCCUCCUCCUCCUCCUCCUCCUCAGACUGAAAGAUAGCAGCGUGUAGCGGUUUGUCCGCGGUGCCGUAUAGUUCGUUACUGAACGGCACGGAGUGCUAAACGAGCUAAGGAGAUUGGCAAACCAACGUUAGUUAGCUGCAGAUGAAAGCGCAAUGCAAGCAGGUGACCAGAGAACACAUGUGUCUGAAUGGCCGUGCAGAUGAAACAUCAUGUCGGAGUGUGCGAGAUCCUCAGCUGAGUUGCGUCUUGUGAACUGCAUCAAACCAUCUGCUGAAGCCUCCUCUUGACUCGUGCUUACGAUGGAAAGCCGCGCCCUCUCCCCCGGUGAAUAGCCGGCCUCAACAAGAGGGAAGGAUCUCGGCUCGGCCUGUAAAUAAAACCCUCCUCCUUCUGCACAACGUGGGAGAAAGUGCCGCUGUGGGGCCGGUGUGGCAUCUCUGUCGGCUGAUAACCGCGUUGAGGGAUCAUCUUUCACUCCGAGCCACUCGGCUUUCAUGCCGCGGCCCCGGAGACGUCUCUCGGGGCCGAACUGUCAGCAGCGAAGGCAGAGAGACUCCACGGAGCCGCCCAGUGCACAGGUGUGAAGCCUCUUCCACAUGAGACUGAAGAGGCGUGCAUGAGGGAAUAGUCAUGCUUCUGUUUGGAGGACCUUCCUACAGGAUUAAGACACUUUAACUGGCUUUUUCUUCAUUUUUGUUCGGGCUGUGUGGUGGGAACAGGGCCAGCUGGUGUUGAGUCUUCUGCUUUAUGAGUUGACAUCACUGGAAUAGCGUGUCUGAGUGGCAGGGGGAGCCAGCAUGGCCAAGCCUCUGCUGAAGAUACAGCGCUAUUUCCGGAGGAAACCUGUCCGAUUCUUUUCCCUCAUCCUCCUCUACCUGACUGCCGGGAGCCUCGUGUUCCUGCAUUCUGGCUUCAUCGGGGACAGCAGCCCCGGGGCCAGAGGCGGCCGCAACUCGGUGGUAGCUUCAGAGAUGGGAAGCCGCACUUCAAUGUCAGGCGCUCGGGGGCUCGGCAUCAUGAGUCGAGUGUUUAAAGAGAGCCGCAGGUCUGGGCGGAGGUACGGCCCUCCGUGGAUGAAAAGGGCCAGACAGGAGGGCCAGGAGGCGGUGCGCAGGGGGGGAGACUACACCAACAACUGGAACCGUGCCCUUAAAGGACGCAGUGCCAAAGACGCGGACAAUGGGAGAGCAAAGUAUUUUGGCUGCUACAUUGAUGAUACACAAAAAAGAGCGCUGAGAGGAAUUUCCUUUUUUGACUACAAAAAAAUGACUGUAUUCCGCUGCCAGGACAACUGUGCAGAAAGAGGGUACAUGUACGCAGGUCUGGAGUUCGGAGCCGAGUGCUACUGCGGUCACAAGAUCCAGGCUCCCAAUGCUUCAGAUAGCGAAUGCAAUAUGGAGUGCAAAGGAGAGAAGAGCAACCUGUGCGGAGGAGCCAACCGACUGUCCAUCUAUCGGAUGGAGCUGAGCCAGGAGUCGGCACGCCGUUAUGGCAGUGCUAUUUUCAAAGGGUGCUUCCACAGGCCAGACAAUGUCACUCUGGCACUUCCCUUCAGCGCCGUCAUCCAAAACAUGUCCGUGGACAAAUGUGUGGACAUGUGCACGGAGAGGGAGAAGACGCUGGCCAUCCUGGCUGGAGAUCGGUGUCUCUGCGGCUUCCCGACUCCUCUCUUCUCCCUUCACGAGCCGGUGGACGAGGGCAUGUGUCUCCACCGCUGCCACGGGGAAGAGUUCGUGAGCUGCGGGAGCGACGAGUACUUUGUGGUGUACCAGACACAGGUUCAAGACAACCGCUGCAUGGACCGCCACUUCCUUCCCACUCAUGCCAAGCAGCUGGUGGCCCUCGCCAGUUUCCCUGGAGCCGGCAACACCUGGGCUCGCCACCUCAUAGAACUGGCCACUGGUUUCUACACUGGCAGCUAUUACUUUGAUGGCUCCCUUUACAAUAAAGGAUUUAAAGGGGAGCGGGACCACUGGCGGAGUGGGAGGACGAUCUGCAUCAAGACGCACGAGAGCGGCAAGAAGGAGAUCGAAUCCUUUGACUCCAGCGUCCUCAUGAUCCGAAACCCCUACAAUGCCCUCAUGGCGGAAUUUAACAGAAAAUAUGGCGGCCACAUUGGAUUUGCUUCUCAGGCCCACUGGAAAGGGAAAGAGUGGCCUGAGUUUGUGAAGAACUAUUCUCCUUGGUGGGCGUCCCACACGUUGGACUGGCUGAAUUAUGGGAAGGUGGUCCAUGUGGUCCACUUUGAGAACGUGAAGAGGGACCUAUUCUCCCAGCUGAAGGGGAUGGUGCAGUUUCUGGGUUUGAAGGUUUCGGAGGACCGCCUUCUCUGCGUCGAGGGCCAGAAGGAUGGAAGCUUUAAGCGAUCUGGGCUACGAAAGCUUGAGUAUGACCCGUACACUCCAGAAAUGAGAGCGAACAUCAACGAACUGAUCAGAACAGUAGACGCUGUCUUGAGGAAAAGGAACAUCUCUGGAGUUCCAGAGGAUUAUAUGCCAAGAUGAUAUACGUGAGCCCCUCAUUUUAUUUUGUUUCCCUUUUGGACUGUUGUCAACAGACUGCACCAUAUUUUAUGGGAUUACGUUACCUGAAAAAGUUUUUUCAAUAUUUUUUGUGAACAUGGGUUGAAGCCGUCUCUUUAACCCUCUUAUUUUGAUGUUCUUUCAUUUUCUGUUGAACCUCAGCAGCUUCAUGCAUUAAUAAAAGAGGCAGUUUUGACUGCAGAGGUUGUUUGUCUCUUUGGCUAAAUGAAAAGCACUCCUUAUCCUGCUCUAUGCACAUGUGUAGGCAUGAGCACACGCCUUAACAUGAAGACGGUACAAUAGCUGUGACUACAGAGAGGCUCGUGCUGGUGAUGUAUUGGCAGUGAAGAAACAUGUGACCCAAAAAAUACAUGGCUUAUUUUGUGCAAAAGAGAAAUAUAAGAAAUGAAAACAUUACAAUGUAUGAAUCUUCUGCUGCUAUCACAGAAUACUAUUUUAUACAUGAAAACUUUAAAACAUUACGCCCUUUGUCAGAGGGGAAAAUGCAAUAUGCAGAAUAUUGAACUACCUGAUGAUGAUGAUGAUACGGUGUGUUUCCAAGUUUUUGUAAGUUCAACUUACUGUAAGUAAGAAGACAAGUUUUCAAUGAUGAAGAGGUAAAGAACUCAGCUCCGCGUAUUCAAGACGAGGAAUAAUCCCUCUUGAAGGCACUGACUCAAGGAGAGAAGAGGAUUUAUCUCAACAGCAUUCAUUUAUCUCUGCCGUGCAGCACACAUGUCGACUAAUUUGGUUGUGAAUGUUUUCUUAACACUGGACGCUUGGUGCAGAAAUCCAAAAAGCACUUUGCUGUGCAACACUUGCCCCAAAGAUCACAGAGAAGUUAGGCGUUACACUUGUGUUAUAGACAUGACCUUUAGCAGUAGUGAUCAGUAUAGAUUUAUUUUAUGACAGUUACUGUAAUAAAAACGUUUUUUGUUCCAUUGCUUUGUUGACUGAGGUGAUAACGUUACUCUUCAUAAUUUAAAAGAAUCUCCACAAAUGUGUGAAAAAUGUCGCUCAAAUUCUCAAAGCAGCUUCUAACGGUACUCGAUGAGCUACGCCAUCGGCUAAAAAAUAACAAAUAUUUAAAUGAAUAAAAUGCUGGUGCCUGAGAGCCAGACAACAUGAACUGACUUCCACAAAUAUAUUUUUAUAGUGUUUGCUGACACACUGAUAUUUGUAUUGCUACAAGCAAAAGGGGAGAAGUUGUUUCUAUUUUUAACACAUGCUUUAAACUUUAUUGGCUCUCGUUAUUGACAAGCUGGCACUUUCUGAACAUGGGUGUCACAAAUGAAUGUAUUUUCUAUGGAAUGAAUGUAAUGUCAUAAGGCCCAAUAAAUGAGUGCAUAC